UUAUCGAUUUAGUCCGUCGCCCUCCAAAUCGAGGGCCGUUGCCGUGGCACCGCCAGUGCCACCGACGGCUGCCCGGGCGAGGGUGGUCCGGCGGGGUGGUCUGUCUCGGCGUCAUCUUCAGGAUCCCAUAGGCCUCUCGCCUCGCCGCCGCCCGCCCUUGCUGCGCCGACGAGCCAGCCUCCGCCAGGCAUUGCCGCGCCACGAUCUAGCCGCCGUCCGCCAUUGCCGCACUGACAAGCAGCCGCCGCCCGCCAUUGCUGCACCGAACACUCCCCCGUUCUUCCCCACAUCAACGUCAACCAGGAGCGAGCGAUGGAUAGACGUUGGAUUCAUCGUACAUUGUUUUCCCGUGAGUACAUCGAAGGUGUCAAAGAAUUUAUGAACUUCAUUCAAGAUAAAUUCAGCAAGGAUGAGAAAAUACUCUGCCCAUGUAGAAAUUGCCUUAAUCAAAAACACCAGCAUCAGACCGUUGUGAACACACACAUAUUGACGUAUGGCAUGGAAAGUACAUACACUUGCUGGAUAUAUCAUGGAGAAGACUUUGAUGUUGAUGUGAUUGAAGAACCUGUUCAUGUGCAUGACACCGCCGAUGGUAACAAUGGUGCUGAUCGUUUUGAGGAGAUGUUUGGAGACCUACGCACAGCAGUAGAACAAGCUGGAAUUGAAACUGAAAAUCCUUCUGAGCAUGAGUCGUUUUUGAAGAACGUGAUGAAAGAGGCAAAGCAGCAACUUUAUCAUGGUUGUACCAAGUUUUCAAGGUUCUCCUUUGUGGUAAAGCUUCUUCAUUUGAAGUCAUACCAUAGGAUCACAAAUAGUGCAUUUACUGAUAUAUUGAAGAUAUUGGCUGAAGCAUUCCCUGAACCUAAUACACUCACAAAAUCAUACGAGGAAGCGAAGAACCUUCUGAAGGAAUUAGGCCUUGGGUAUGUUUCUAUACAUGUGUGCUUUAAUAAUUGCAUUUUGUUCAGGAAGCAAUAUGCCAAUCAUGACAACUGCCCAGUUUGUGGCCUGUCAAGGUGGAAAGACCCUGCUAGAAAGAAGAUUCCACAGAAAGUGUUGAGGCAUUUUCCAUUGGUGCCUAGGCUGAGGAGGAUGUUUCUUUCCAAAAAAGGAGCAGAAGAAGCACAAUGGCACAAGCUAAAGAGGCAGCCCAUUGAGAAGGAAUUGAGUCAUCCGGUUGACGGUGAUGCAUGGAAAGAUUUUGAUAAACAAUAUCCAGAUUUUGCAAAAGAUGCCAGAAACAUUAGACUUAGCAUUGCCAUUGAUGGGUUCAAUCCUUUUGGAAACUUUAACACAACCUACAGUAUGUGGCCUGUGUUUGUUAUACCAUACAACCUUCCACCUUGGGCAUGCAUGGACCAGUCAAAUUUCAUGAUGGCUUUGCUAAUUCCAGGUCCUAAAUCACCUGGCAAGCACUUUGAUGCCUUUCUACAACCACUUGUAGAAGAAUUACUUGAGCUCUGGGAGGGUGUGAGUACAUAUGAUGCUCUUAGUGAAAAAAUGUUUGAUCUUCAUGCUGCAGUUCUAUGGUGCAUUCAUGAUUACCCAGCUCUGAGCACUCUUUCAGGGCGUACCACAAGAGGCUAUUUUGCAUGUAUUCAUUGUGACAAACACCCUAUUUCUUACGGCCUAAGGAAAAAAUGGGGUAUAUUGGUCACUAUCGUUUCCUUCCAAAGGGACAUCGUUUGCGGAGAAAUAAUGAAUUUGUUGGUCUUCAUGAAAGCAAUGAUCGGCCAGGUAAAUUCUCUGAGAAAGAGCUGCAAGCAGAAUUGGAGAAGGUUAGACCUGGGAGGCAACAAGAAAGUAAGAAAAGGAAACGUUCUGACUUGGGCAGCAAGAAGGCUCAUGUGCCAAUUUGGAGCCGCAGGGUUUGUUUGUGGGAUUUGGAAUAUUGGGGGAAAUUGAAGCUGAGGCACAAUCUUAAUGUCAUGCACAUCGAGAAAAACAUAUGUGAAAACCUCAUUGGGACAAUUUUGAACUUAGAGGGGAAGACAAAGGACACACUCAAUGCUAGGAUUGAUCUCCAAGAUUUGAAUAUUAAAGAUGAGUUGAAAUUGAGGAAGGAAGGAAACUCGUAUGUGAUGCCUUGGGCACGAUAUACCUUGUCCAAAGAACAAGUGGUUGCAUUUUGUCAAUUUCUACGGGAGUUAAAGUUUCCGGAUGGAUUUGCUUCCAACAUAUCAAGAUGUACAAGUGCUAAUGGUACCAAGGUACAAGGCCUUAAAACACAUGAUUGUCACAUUCUUCUGCAAAGAAUCUUACCUGCUGGCAUGAGAGGAUUUUUGGACAGUGAUAUAUAUCAACCGAUAGCUGAGUUAGGCAUGUUUUUCAGGGAACUAUGCAGCAAAACUCUUAAUAGGGAUGUGUUGGCUGAAAUGAAGAAAGAAAUCCCUAUAAUUUUGUGCAAGCUUGAGAAAAUUCCCCCUGCUUUCUUUGAUGUGAUGGUGCACCUUGCAGUACAUUUACCUGAAGAGGCAUUGCUUCGAGGUCCCGUACAAUAUGGGUGGAUGUACCGAGUUGAAAGAAGGCUAUGUACUUUAAAGCGCUAUGUGAGGAAUAGGGCACGACCAGAAGGCUCGAUUGCUGAAGCAUAUGUUGCGGAUGAGUGCCUGACAUUUUGCUCCAAGUACAUGGAUGAUGUUGAAACAAUAUUUAAUCGGAACCCAAGAAAUAUAGGUUUUUCAGAUGAAGAAGCCUACGGUGUUGAUGUUUUUGGACAUGGAUUUAAUUUUACUUCAGGAUAUGAUUAGGAAUAUGUACAUGCGGAAAAAGAAUUUGAUUAGAUGGUGUGGUAUGUGUUGAACAUUUGUGAUCAAGCUAAGAAAUAUAUCGAAAUAUUCAGAGAUGAGUUAAAGAGAAAAGGGGCGCCGGACAGUGAUAAGGAGCUUCAAAAAAAAUUCCAACAUGGUUCAAGAACUAUAUGAUAAGGAUGCAGGAUGAGGUUGGUGAAGUGGUAGACGAAGAUCUCUUUGCCUUGGCAUGUGGUCCCGAUCGGAGAGUCCGGAAAUUCUCAUCAUGCAUAGUGAAUGGGAUUAGAUUUAGCACUGUUGAUCGUGAUAGCAACAAGAGAACGCAAAACAGUGGAGUCAUGACCGAAGGUGAACAUGACCGUAAGCUCAUAAAUUUUUAUGGAACCUUGAAAGAGAUCAUUCAGUUAGACUACAACUUGGAUGACAGGUCAGUUGUUUUGUUUAAAUGUGACUGGUUUAAACUUGAUGGAAAGAAGACCGAGCUUAAAAAUGAUGGUUAUUUCAAAAGCAUAAAUGUUGGAAGUAUGUGGUACAAGGACGAUUCUUUGAUUCUGGCUACGCAGGCUAGAAAGGUCUUUUAUUUGCCAGACACGAAGUAUGGGAAGAAUUGGCAAGUUGUGCAAACAUUUGAACAUAGGCAUCUCUUCAAUAUUAGUGAAACUGAGGGUGUACCUUUUGCUGGUCCUGCAUAUCAAGAGGACGAGUGUUGUGAUGUGGAGGGUAGGAGAAUAUCUGUUUCUAACCUUACAUCCGAGAAGCCUUUGCAUAGAGAUGAUGAGCAAGGCAUUGUUUUUGAAGCUGAUGUAGUUGCUCGUUUGAUGAAAGAAAAAAGCACAGAAGUGUAUGAAGGUGGCAAUGAAGAGGAAGAAGAUGAUACGGGUCUGGAGUAUUGCAGAGAAGACGAAGGAGGUGCCAUGGAUGUUGACAGCGAUGAUGAGUAGAUGUUUUAAUGUAGAGGCGUUGCUAAUGAGGCUGAGAAGGAGAUGCUCAAAAAUGGUUGUGCACCAAGCUUAAGUUGGUCUGGAGUUUUAUUUUGUUUGCCUUGAUACGGCAAUGACCGCUGAUCCUUGUUGUGAUCCAUAACAGAGUUGUAUCUGAAGUUUUAUUUUGUUUGCCUUCAUAGGCCAACCAUUUUGUCUGUCAAUGUGUUAACGAAGUCGCUGUAGUUGUAAUCCUUGUUGUAUGCCUGACAAUAUAUCAUCUAUGCACCGGCUGUUGUGAGGA
This is a messenger RNA of Aegilops tauschii subsp. strangulata, 3974 nucleotides long. The record is from RefSeq and is a predicted model, not a curated record. NCBI's taxonomy places the organism in Eukaryota, Viridiplantae, Streptophyta, Magnoliopsida, Poales, Poaceae.